AUGGCGACGCCCACGCCCUCCACCAGCACGCCCCAAAAGCACCUGGCUGCCUUCUCCUCCCCCGCCCCGCGCAGCGUGCCCGGCAUGAUCAAUUUCGACUCGCCCGCCGCCCUCGGCCUGUCCCUCGAAGGCGGCGUGGGCAUGGGGAUCAGCAUGAGCGGUCUGAGCGGGCUGGGCCUGACGGGGAGCUCCAUGGGCGGGCGCGCAGACGACGACGAGCGCCGGCGAAGACUGGAAGCCAUAAUAGCGACGCUGCGCGCGAGACCGGGGCGAGUGAGUCAGGAAGGGGUGGAGCGGCUGAGCAAGAGGUGUGGACUGGACUUUUCGUCGGAGACGCAGAAGAACGGGCAGGUUAUCAAGGCGAUUGCGGGGAAGUCUUUCAUUCUGGAUGUCACUUUUGACGCUGAUACCGUCGAGCGGGUUAAGUUUGAGUCUGUAUACGAGAACGCGGCGCCCUUCUCGAAAACGGCGGGGAAGACACUGAGGAAGAAUCUCUCUCCUACCCCCGAAAUUUCUCGUAUCAACCUCACACUGGACCGUUUCGCGCAUAAUUUGGAACGGCUGGCACGGAUGGAUAGGCUGAGCUCGCAGGAUGUCAGUUGCUUUGAGGCAGUGUCGGGGGUGUACAAAAGCUUGAAGAAGCUGUUCGAUUACGAGAAGCAAGCCGCCAAAACGCUCAUAAACUCGAGGUCCGGAAACAUUGACGAGAAAGCGGAACGCGAAGUUCUGAGCAAGAAGAGUGGGAGGCCACGAAUGAACGCAGGAGAAUGUGUUGGCCUAUCUCUCGAAUACUGGAUGGAUCGGAGACAUGUCCUCCCGCGGCUUUUGAAGACAAAGCAGAAAGCUGCCUUAGACAAAAAUCACAUGGAUGUUGACAGUGAUGGUUCCGACACGCCUUCUGAACCUGAGUCCGAAUUGAACAAGAUAUACUCGUUGUCGAUAGAAUGCGAACCUUCACCAGCAACUAUAUACCAGCCCAUUCGCGUUUCCGAUGCCUGGAUAUCUGAGCAAGUAGAAAAACCGGCUGGAGAUCCUGAAAACAUGUUCCAAGGGCCGAGCAUCGAUUGGCUUGAACCUCCGUCUACAUACAUAAAUCCACCAGGCGCCGAGGACCACCAUACCAUGAAUAUCGGGGCAGACGGCGCAUCUAACAUUGGGAGUCUCCCAAAUGUCCGCUUCGUCGCGAAACUCAACCCUCCGCUAGUCGUCCCGCUCUCCGUAGCCGUAGCAAUUGUCCAGUCCUUAGGCAACGAGAUACCCCAAGAGGCGAUCAAAGCCACCACCUUCGUCGGCCUUGCCCUUCGACCAGGAGAAAUCGACCCCGCGGCCGUAGGCCUAGCAGGCGAAACAACACAAGAGAUCCGAAGCGAGAAGAACGUGCUGGUAGUCCGCAAAGACGGGCACGAGGAAGAGCAUCAUCACGCAAACUCGCUCUACGUCCCAAAAACCGAAUACGCCCGCGCCCUCGACGAGCUACCCUUCCAGCACCCGCGGCAGCUAGUCGAGAUACUCCCCACACUCCGCCAAUACGCCUUCCUAACCUCCCUCCUCCAAUCCUCGUUCCCACCACCCCCUCCUCCCACGAUCCCUUCAGCACCUCCCAACUCCUCCAACCCCCCUCCCCUUCCCCCCUCGCCCACCCUCCAAAUCGACCUCACCCUCCACUACGCCCAACCAACCCCCCGCCUCACAAUCCACCUCCCCCACCCCUCCUCCCCCGACACCUCCGUCUCCACCGACCCCCUCGCAGCAAUCCUCUCCCCUGCGCCCCUAAGCGCCCCCCUCACCGUCGCCAUCGACGUGCUCGCGAACGCGGAGCUGCUCGUCGCGGAGCAGAACAUCGUAGCAGCGGAGGACGGCGCCGAGGCCGACGCGGCGGCGGUGCGGCGCGUGGGGCGGGCGCUGGAUCUGAGCGGGGAUGUGGGGGUGUGGGCGGAGUGGGUUUGGGGGAGGCAUGGCGGCGAUGCUGCGGGAUCGGGAGCGGGAGGAGCGGGUCGUCAGGAGCAGGGGAAACUCGCCGAUGGGAUCUGA
Molecule: messenger RNA, 2031 nt
Organism: Mytilinidion resinicola
Lineage: Eukaryota; Fungi; Ascomycota; Dothideomycetes; Mytilinidiales; Mytilinidiaceae
Exons: 3
Coding region: 1-2031 (676 amino acids)
Biological process (GO): regulation of transcription by RNA polymerase II
Cellular component (GO): mediator complex
Molecular function (GO): transcription coregulator activity
Source: RefSeq, a predicted model, not a curated record